GCUUUGUUGUGCUUAGCAAUAUGGUAACUUGGCGAGCACCGUGCAUCCCUAUGCUGCGGGAACAGCAAUGAGGUCAAUGAGUGCUUCAGAUAUAGGUGGUGUCCGGGUCAGUCUCUUUGCUCCUAUAGGUAGAGCUCUGCAAAUCCAGGGGGGAUGCGGAUCUCUGCAGAUCGUGUUUGCAGGUGCAGCUAUGGAUGCACAUACCAAUUCUGAAUCCGCACAGGGCUCUGUCUAUAGAUUCACGAUAAAGUCCCAUGAAAGAGGGUAUAUAAAACAGACUCUGAUGGCAGAUCGAGUGCUUGUGAUUGGCAGUGGAGGCAGAGAGCAUGCUCUGGCUUGGAAGUUAGCACAGUCUCCACAUGUAAAACAAGUGCUAGUCGCCCCUGGAAAUGCAGGAACAGCCAAUAAUGGAAAGAUUUCAAAUUCAGCUGUAUUAGUCAGUAAUCAUACUAUCCUUGCCCAGUUCUGCAAGGACCAUAACAUUGGACUUGUAGUAGUUGGACCAGAGGCACUCUUGGGAGCUGGAAUUGUGGAUGAUUUGAUGUCAGCUGGAGUGAGAUGUUUUGGUCCCUCAGCCAAGGCAGCUCAGCUAGAAACCAAUACAAGCUUUGCCAAAGCCUUUCUGGAUCGCCAUAAGAUCCCAACAGCAAGAUGGGAAGCAUUUGAUAAUCUUCAAGAAGCUUGUAGCUUUAUUACCAUCACAGACUUUCCUGCACUGGUUAUAAAGGCUUGUGGCCCUGGUGGUAAAAAAGAAAUAAUUUUUGCGUCCAGCAAAGCGGAAGCCUGCAGAACUGUGCAAGAGAUUUUGCAGGAUAAAAUGUUUGGAGAGGCUGGAGAGAGGAUUGUCAUUGAAGAACUUCUUAAAGGGGAAGAACUAUCUUGCUUGUGCUUCACUGAUGGUGUCACUGUUGCCCCCAUGCCACCAGUCCAGGCCCACAAACGGUUAAGGGAUGGAGACCAGGGCCCAAACACUGCAGGGAUGGGAGCUUAUUGCCCAGCACCACAGAUUCCGGAAGCUCUUCUAGAAAGAAUUAAAGACUCUGUCCUGCAAAACGUUGUUGAUGGUAUGAGACAAGAGGGAGCAACAUAUGUAGGUGUGCUGCAAACAGGAUUAAUGUGUAUCAAAGAUGAUGUGAAAAUUUUAAACUUCAGCUGCCAUUUUGGUGACCCACAGUGCCAGGUAAUUCUUCCACUGCUCAAAAAUGAUUUGUAUGAAGUGAUUCAAGCAACAAUUGAUGGUAAACUCUCCAGCUGCUUGCCAGCUUGGUCAGAAAAUUGUACUGCUGUGUCUGUGGUUAUGGCAAGUGAAGGGUAUCCAGGAGACUAUGCCAAAGGAAUGGAGGUAACAGGACUUCUUCAAGCAAAAGACCUAGGGCUGGAAGUGUUCCAUGCAGGCACAGCAAUGCAGGAUGAUAAAGUGGUGAUUGAUGGUGGCAGAGUCCUUACAGUAACGGCUGUCAAGGAGGAUCUGAUGUCAGCACUGGAAGAAGCCAAAAAAGGAGUAGCAGCCAUACAGUUCAAGGGUGCCAUUUACAGAAAGGACAUUGGUUAUUCAGCUAUAGCUUUCUUCCAACAGUCUGAAGGACAGCUACAUGAUGACCUAAAUGUAGACACUAUAACCAGCGGUGCUUGGAUUAAUAAGUCCGAACCACCAACUGCAAAUGGUUGUAGAUCAGGCAGUCAUGCAGAGCUGGGAGGAUCUCCUGAUCUCUUUGACUUGAAAACGUCCGGUUAUGAUGAUCCUAUCUUGGUAUCUCGAACUAAAGGCAUUGGAACGAAAUUGCAGAUUGCACAGAUGUGCCAGAAAUAUGACACUAUUGGCCAGGACUUGGUUGCCAUAUGUAUCAAUGACAUCCUGGCUCAGGGAGCAGAGCCCCUCUUCUUCCUCCACUAUUUUGCCUGUGGGAAUCCUGACACUGAAGUGAAACAAGCAGUCAUUGCAGGAAUAGCUGAAACUUGUAAAAAGGCAGGAUACGCUCACCUGGGUGGAGAGACUGCUGAAAUGCCUGGUAUGUCUCCUCAAGGAGAGUGCGAUCUUGCUGGUUUUGUAGUUGGUGCUGUGGAACGAGGCCAAAUGCUCCUGCAGCUGAAGAGAGCUGCUGAAGGGGAUGUCAUUAUUGGACUAGCUUCUUCUGGGAUUCACAGCCAUGGAUUUAACCUUGUAAGGAAGAUUCUCUUAAUGUCUUCCCUUCGCUACUCAUCUCCAGUACCUGAUGGAUGUGGCCACCAGACAUUAGGAGAACUAUUGCUGACGCCAACCAAAAUCUACAGCAAGGCUCUGUUGCCUGGCCUUCGUUCAGGGCACAUGAAGGCCUUUGUCCCUAUCACUUGUGGGGGGUUACUGGAAAGCAUCCCCAGAAUCCUACCUGAAUCAUUUAGUGUAAUUUUAGAUGCUUGCAGUUGGCGGAUACCUGAGAUCUUCUCCUGGCUCCAAAAGGAGGGGAACCUCUCAGAAGAGGAGAUGGCCCGUACGUUUAAUUGUGGGAUCGGCGCAGUCUUGGUGGUGGAGAAGGAGUUGGCUCAACAGGUUCUGAAGGAUGUACAGAGGCAUGAGGAAGCCUGGCUGAUAGGAAAUAUAGUCUCAAGUCACACAGGAUCUUCUCAUGUCAAAGUCAAGAAUCUCCUUAAAGCCUUGCAGUUAAAUAGAUUCCAGUUUCUGCAGAAUGCUGCUGAUGUGGACAGUCACCUCCAUGUCAAACUCCAAAGAAGCAAAGUGACAGUAGCUGUUCUCAUCUCUGGAACUGGUACAAGCCUUGAAGCACUUAUUGCUUAUGCAAAAGAACCAGCAAGCUGUGCUCAGAUAGCUCUUGUCAUCUCUAACAAGUCUGGGGUGGAAGAUCUGAGAAAUGCAGCCCGUGCUGGAAUUCCCACCAGGGUAAUUGACCAUACAUUGUAUGGAAGUCGCUCAGAAUUUGACAGCACAAUUGACAGAGUCCUUGAAGAAUUCUCUGUUGAGCUGAUCUGCCUUGCAGGUUUUACGAGAAUUUUGUCCAGUGCUUUUAUUAGAAAGUGGAAUGGAAAAAUUUUGAACGUUUGUCCAUCACUCUUACCUUCAGCCAAAGGGGGAAAUGCCCAGAAGCAGGUACUACAAGCAGGAGCCAAAGUCACUUGGUGUACAGUACGUUUCGUACUAGAGGAAGCUAAUACAGGAGCAAUAAUUCUCCAGGAGCCUGUAUCUGUGAAGACAGAUGAUACGGAGGAGACUUUGUUGGAAAGGAUGAAAGAUGCAGAGUGCCGAGCCUUUCCAAUUGCUUUACAGCUGGUGGCUAGUGGAGUGGUCCAACUAGGAGCAGAUGGUAAAACCUGCUGGAAAAAAGGAAGCCAAAGCUUGAAUCAUCAUGAAAAGCAAGAUUGCAUUUCCUCCACUACUAAUCUGUGGCCCUAGCAGUACAAUAGGCUACUGUCAAACCCAUACAUUUUCUUUUCAUUGCUCACUGGUUUUUCUCUGGCUGUUGUUUUCUUCUGCUGUAUUUCAGGCAGACCAAUUUCAUAUCUUUCAUUCACAACCAGGAUAUAUCUUUCCUUGUCUAAAGUUUGUUACCGUUCCUUUGCUGAAUCAGUAUUGGAAUCUAAAUUACUACCUCAAAUGUUGAGGCCCUGCAUGCUCAGCUGUUUGUUAAAGGAAUGUAUAUAAUCAAAGAAUUAAAGGUGUGAAAAUAGCAUGAUUUUUAAGGGAAAUCUAAAUGAGUUCUCUUAAAUACCUGUUUUGUCAGCAUCUCCUUUUGAUUGUUAAUCUGAUUCUAGGAAACCAUGAGCGUCACAAAUCAAAUCCAUAUGAAUUGAAGCAAGGACAUGGGGUAGAUACAGCCAUAACAUAAUUAGAUCCCUACUUGACAGGUAAGGAGAUGGGGAGAAAAAACUAGGCAAUUUCUUAGGGAAGAAAUGCUAAUUUUUUAGAAAGAGGUUGGCAUCUCACUGAGUAUUCUCCCCUUUCCAUCACCAUGGUUGGAGGUUCCUUCAUGUCUCUAUGCCUUCUCCCUGGUGGCUUUGUAGCUCCUGUGUAAUGGGAAGUGAGCCUGAUUAACCAUCAGAAAGGAAUUCUGACAAAGCUGCUAUGUAACAGAAUUCAUCUAGAUUGGCAGAGAAGGGGGAGGGGGAGUGUUAAUUUGAUCAAUAAUCAUCUCUAUGAUCCCAUAGGGUGUGUCUAGACUACAGGGUUUUGUCGACAAAACUAUACCUGCGUCUACACUGCCACUGAGUUCUGUCGACAUAACGUUGACAGAACUCAGCAGUUUUGUCGACGGCUGUAAACCUAAUUCUAAGAGGAAUAACGGCUUUUGUCGACAGAAGGCAUUAUUGCAUUUACACUGUUCUUUGCGUCUACACUGUCAUGUCGACAAAGCGGCUUGCUUUGUCGACAGAACUGGAUGUAGUCUAGAUGCUCUUUGUCGACAGUAUCUGUCGACAAAACUUCUGUUGACAAAAGCCUGUAGUCUAGAUGUACCCUAUCUGACUGAGAAGUCAGAGCUAAACUUUAGCAGGUUUAGACAUUAGUUACAUUUCUAGAAUUAGGUUCAGCGCUACCACUAUUUAGCCUCCUUCGGUCCUGCUCUCAAAUAGGUAAAAAUGCCGCCAAAAAGUUGCAAGUGCCACAUUUCAGAAAUGGUGCCACAUUUGUGAACACAUGUAAUGACAGCCAGCUGUAGAGCAUGUGAGCCAGAAUCUUGCCAGCUAUAGACAACAAUGAAAUGCUCCGGAGGUCAUCACAGCAUGCACAGUCACCUUUUCUCUUGUAUAUGUGUACAGUCAGGGCAUCUUUGAAGUCCUAGGGAACUUGCUCUUUCUCCUAAAUGGUGAUAAAUAACCAGGUGAGACGGCACAUCACCUGGCUACCACUAGAUUCGUAAAUCUCUGAUGGGAUCACGUCACCGCCAGGUGCCUUUCCAGAUUUCACCUGCGUGACAGCUUUUUGUAUCUUGUCAAGAGCUGGCGGCAUAACCAGUUGUGAAUCAUUAGCCCACUGAAGAAUCUCUUAAAAAACACUGCUGUCCAGAGUUGAUGUCUAGUUUAAUACUACUCGAAAAUGUUCAGCCCAGUGGUCAGAGAUUUCAGCGCUAUCUGUAAUCAGGAGUGCUGCCAUCAGCAAAGUGCACUGGUGUAUAAACAGCAAUGCUUGGCCCACAGACAGCCUUUAGUCCAUCCUAGAAUGCUUUAAAACAAUUUCUUACAGCUGUGUCUUGAAAUGUGACUGCUUUACAUUUCCACCAGCCCUCUUUCAUUUGCUGUAAUUUGACUUGUGCUUUCUGCUUAGCUUGAAUGUAUGCAGAUUUCCUGGAGGCAUUCUCUCUAUCCUUGAUCCAGGCCAGGUGGUCACAUGCAUCUUAUCAAGAAGAGCUUGGGCAUCUUUGCACAGCCACUCAAAGGAGGAAAAAUGGUUACUUACCUGAACAAUGAUCGGUACCCAUAUUUUUCUGGGUAUGUUUGGUCAAAUAUGCAUUCCACAGCCCUCUCACCUUCCCCACUACUUUGGGAAUUGUAGGUGUGCAUAGUGCACUCAUCUAUCUGUAGUGGAUUGGAUUUGUGCACAACACCUUUUAAAGACCAUCUGUUACUGCACAGGUUAGUAAUUUUUUUAGUGCGGAAGCAGAAUCUGCAUUUUCACAUUGUCAAGCCAGUGACAGGCUUGGCAAUGAUGGCUUCUUCCUUU
Molecule: messenger RNA, 5647 nt
Organism: Pelodiscus sinensis (Chinese soft-shelled turtle)
Lineage: Eukaryota; Metazoa; Chordata; Testudines; Trionychidae
Product: trifunctional purine biosynthetic protein adenosine-3-like
Biological process (GO): 'de novo' IMP biosynthetic process; adenine biosynthetic process
Cellular component (GO): cytosol
Molecular function (GO): metal ion binding; phosphoribosylamine-glycine ligase activity; phosphoribosylformylglycinamidine cyclo-ligase activity
Source: RefSeq, a predicted model, not a curated record